ACUGAUUCCUAUAAAAGGUAAUCGCACCAUAUCAGAAUAGUGUUUAUUGAAUAGACAGAAUUAUCAUCAACAUGAAGUACUUGGUUAUCGUAGCGUUGUGCACUUUUCUGGUUGUGGAAGCAACAGCCGCCAAACAUCCAAAAUCCACUCGCCCUCCUCGUCCUCCCAAACCGCAGAAAUGCUACACUUCUGAGGAUUGCGAAGCUGACGAAUGCUGCGUUGGAGAUCCCAAGAAAUUUUUCAAAAGAGCAGAGUGUAGAAAGCUAGAAGUUGAAGGAAACCGCUGUAGUGAAGAGGAUGCGCAUUUCAAAGGCAGAUAUCUUCUUCGUUGCCCAUGCGUAGAAGGCCUCACCUGCGAAUCCAAGCAGGUGUCUGGACGAAAAGAUGGAAAAUUGAGAUUCAAUGCGCGAUGCGUUGGCAACAGCACAUCAUCGCCAGAACCCGACACCAGUGAACCGACAGAAGCACCAGAGUCGGGAAGCACUGAGUCAGGAAGCAGCGAAUCAAAAAGUAAAGAGUCUGCAGAAGUAUUCCUUGCCUGAUAUAUUUUAUUCCAGUAAGCUUGAUUCAAUGGAUUUCGAGAUUAUUUAAAUAAUAAUAAAAAAAUUUUUUGAAAAGA
Argiope bruennichi is the source of this 619-nucleotide messenger RNA. RefSeq lists its product as uncharacterized. NCBI's taxonomy places the organism in Eukaryota, Metazoa, Arthropoda, Arachnida, Araneae, Araneidae. The transcript has 4 exons. The coding region runs from base 72 to 542 and encodes 156 amino acids. The record is from RefSeq and is a predicted model, not a curated record.